CGUGACCGUCGGUCCUGUCGUUCUGCGGCCGCUCGGGCUUCUCUCUGCCUUUUCUGCGCCCUCAACGUCUCCUUGGUGUCGGCCUUCACUUUUCGGUUUCUCAGUCUCCCUCCGCAGCUCCGGCCUCCGGAACCGGCAAGAGACGCCGACUGGGCUCUGACUCGGAGCCCCAGCCCGGCUGUGGCAGCGACGCCCCGGCCGCCGCGCCUCCGCCGCCUCCUUUGGGUGCGUUGUAGGGGCCCGAGGACUUGUGACUUAGGGCUGCGCCCGGGCUGUUGGGUCUCCGGCACAGGCCCAGUUGGAGAUCUGUUGAAAAACAUUUAAGAUCAUAAAAUUUGGAUGACCAAAAUGGAUAUCCGGGGUGCUGUGGAUGCUGCCGUCCCAACCAACAUUAUUGCUGCCAAGGCUGCAGAAGUGCGUGCCAACAAAGUGAAUUGGCAGUCCUACCUCCAGGGGCAGAUGAUUUCUGCUGAAGAUUGCGAAUUUAUUCAAAGAUUUGAAAUGAAGCGAAGUCCUGAAGAGAAGCAAGACAUGCUUCAAGCUGAAGGCAGCCAGUGUGCUAAAACAUUUAUAAAUCUGAUGACUCAUAUCUCCAAAGAACAGACAGUCCAGUACAUUCUAACUAUGGUCGAUGAUACACUGCAGGAAAAUCACCAGCGUGUAAGCAUUUUCUUUGACUAUGCAAAACGUAGCAAGAACACUGCCUGGUCCUACUUUCUGCCAAUGUUGAAUCGCCAGGAUCUCUUUACUGUUCAUAUGGCAGCAAGAAUUAUUGCCAAGUUAGCAGCAUGGGGAAAAGAACUGAUGGAAGGCAGUGACUUAAAUUACUAUUUCAACUGGAUAAAAACUCAGCUGAGUUCACAGAAACUGCGUGGUAGCGGUGUUGCUGUUGAAACAGGAACAGUCUCUUCAAGCGAUAGCUCUCAGUAUGUGCAGUGUGUUGCUGGGUGUCUUCAGCUGAUGCUCCGGGUUAAUGAGUACCGCUUUGCCUGGGUUGAAGCAGAUGGGGUAAACUGCAUAAUGGGAGUUUUGAGUAACAAAUGUGGCUUUCAACUCCAGUAUCAGAUGAUUUUUUCCAUAUGGCUCCUGGCAUUCAGUCCUCAAAUGUGUGAACACCUGCGGCGCUACAAUAUCAUUCCUGUUCUAUCUGAUAUCCUUCAAGAAUCCGUCAAAGAGAAAGUAACAAGAAUCAUUCUGGCCGCAUUUCGUAAUUUUUUAGAAAAAUCAACCGAAAGAGAAACUCGCCAAGAAUAUGCUCUGGCUAUGAUUCAGUGCAAAGUACUGAAACAGCUGGAGAACUUGGAACAGCAGAAGUAUGAUGAUGAAGAUAUCAGUGAAGAUAUAAAAUUUCUUUUGGAAAAACUCGGUGAGAGUGUCCAGGAUCUUAGCUCGUUUGAUGAAUACAGUUCAGAACUGAAAUCUGGAAGGUUGGAAUGGAGUCCCGUGCACAAAUCUGAGAAAUUUUGGAGGGAGAAUGCUGUGAGAUUGAACGAGAAGAAUUAUGAGCUCUUGAAAAUCUUGACAAAACUUCUGGAGGUGUCAGAUGAUCCACAAGUUUUAGCUGUUGCUGCCCAUGAUGUUGGAGAAUAUGUGCGGCACUAUCCACGAGGCAAACGGGUUAUCGAGCAGCUCGGCGGGAAGCAGCUGGUGAUGAACCACAUGCACCACGAAGACCAGCAGGUCCGCUACAACGCUCUGUUGGCUGUGCAGAAGCUGAUGGUGCACAACUGUUUUUGCAUAUCUCAUGGACCUCGCCAGAUAGAGCACAGAGAAAUCAGAUAGACUACAUCUGUGGAAAGGGACAAUGGAAAAGCUCGAUAUCAUCAGUCAGAACAAGGCCAGGGACCGACUGUGGAGUAGACCAUCAAUUGCUCAUAUGCAAGUUCAAGGUGAAACUGAAGAAAAUCAGAGCAGGUCCACGAAAGCCAAAAUAAGACCUUGAGUAUAUCCCACCUGAAUUUAGAGACCAUCUGAAGAACAGAUUUGACGCAUGAACACUGGUGACUGAAGACCGGACGAGUUGUGAAAGAACACCAUAAGUGAAGAAAGCCAUACGUCAUUGAAAAGACAGGAAAGAAGAUGGAUGUCGGAGGAGACUCUGAAACUUGCUCUUGAGCCUCGAGAAGCUAAAGCAAAAGGAAGAAUUGAUGAAGUAAAAGAACUGAACAGAAGAUUUCAAAGGGCCUCUCGAGAAGACAAUGUAAAGUUUUACAAUGACAUGUGCAAAGAGCUGGAGAUGGAAAACCAAAAGGGAAGAACACCCUUGGCGUUUCUCAAGCUGAAAGAACUGAAGAAAAAAUUCAAGCCUCGAGUUGCCAUAGUGAAGGAUUCCAUGGGGAAAAUAUUAAAUGACGCAGGAAGCAUCAAAAGAAGAUGGAAGGAAUACACAGAGUCAUUAUACCA
Molecule: messenger RNA, 2403 nt
Organism: Loxodonta africana (African savanna elephant)
Lineage: Eukaryota; Metazoa; Chordata; Mammalia; Proboscidea; Elephantidae
Gene: ATP6V1H
Product: ATPase H+ transporting V1 subunit H
Exons: 14
Coding region: 340-1782 (480 amino acids)
Biological process (GO): proton transmembrane transport
Cellular component (GO): lysosomal membrane; vacuolar proton-transporting V-type ATPase, V1 domain
Molecular function (GO): proton-transporting ATPase activity, rotational mechanism
Source: RefSeq, a predicted model, not a curated record